This is a messenger RNA of Alternaria alternata, 328 nucleotides long. RefSeq lists its product as hypothetical. Bases 120 to 287 code for a protein of 55 amino acids. The transcript has 2 exons. NCBI's taxonomy places the organism in Eukaryota, Fungi, Ascomycota, Dothideomycetes, Pleosporales, Pleosporaceae. The record is from RefSeq and is a predicted model, not a curated record.
CGACAUGGAUGCGCGAGUACUUUUGGGAUAGAAGCCAGGCUGUUGAGUAUGUUCUUACAGCCGCGGGCAUGGGAUCGCUCUACGAUUAUGAUCAUUGCGACUACUGAUGAUUUCAUGACAUGGUAUGGGCAUUACAAGGCGUUUUGUGUGGUACGAUCUCAACUCUGUAUAACAAAGUCCUUUGUUUGGCGUAUAUGAGGUACUUCCGGAUUUUAUACAGAUAUAUGAGAAAUUUUGACUUCAGAUGGAACUCAGCCAGAUUCGACUGGCCUUCCCCUUGCGCAUAGCCCUCGCUACAUUUGAAAAACUCAAUUUUACUCCAUCUUUC